GGCCGGGGCCCGGGGGCGGCGCCGCCCGCGCUCCCCCGGGGCGGCUCGGCUGGGCCCGGCCCGGCGCCGCCGGCCGCGGGGGCUUAAAUAGCGGCGCCCGCCGCGCUGCCGCGUCCUUCGGCCGCCGCCAGAACGAAACCAAAAAUCAUCUCAGUGCUUGGUUUUGCGGCAGCAUAGGACAGGAAAGCUCAGUUAAAGAAAGAAACAGAAAGUUCUUUACUGCCUGUGGAAGGAGAAGCAAGAUUUAUAUGCUUUGAGAAGAUCUACUGUGGUUUGCUGCCAUUUAAUUCUAACAACUCAUCUGCUUGUGGAGAUUCUGUUGUAAUGUAUCCUGUGGCUGUUCCUGCACCAGGAGGUGAAGGAAGCAAUGGACAACAUGGGAAACUUAUUUUUUUCCUUUUUGUUUUUGGAGCUGUGUUGCUCUGUGCUGGAUUCCUUCUUUCAGUCUUUAUUCUCCAGUCGUGUCCAUCUGGAAGCCUCAGUGACUGUAACGAGGUCCUUAAGGCAGCUGGGCCAGUGCUGGCUGUAACUGGACUGGUUUGUGUUCUGCUGGCACGAUCAAGGGCCAGGAUGUAUAUAAGACAAAGACAAUUGCAGAAUGAGCAGGUGUACAGCCUUGUUUUCUGUCGUGGGAACUGCCAGUUUGCCCAGUUCCUCAUAUUUGGAUUCCUGUUUUUAACUAGUGGGAUGUUGAUUAGCAUCCUGGGCAUUUGGGUUCCUGGCUGCAGCCCUGGCUGGCGCACGGUGCAGCUCAACCACACUGGCACUCCUGAUGUGGACCUCCAGGGCUGUGGAUUCCUGUCACUUCAGAUCAUGGGACCUUUGAUUGUGCUCACUGGGUUGUGUUUCUUCGUGAUAGCUCAUGUUAAAAAGAAGCAAAACUUAAAUCUCAACCAAGAAUCCUGUGAAAGUGAGGAACAUCCUCAGAGCCCUGAAUCUUUUCAGGUUACAGUAGGUGAUGCUGUGAUGUUAUUCCCACCCCCACCUCCUCCUUAUUUUGCUGACCCCAUGUCACCAGCUGUGACACAUUGUCUUAUGUCAAGUGUUUUGCCUGCCAGUGAAAAUCCUCCACCAUACCACUCUAUCUUCAGUGAUGGAGCACAGCUUGCUGAUGAUGAAAGAACAGUUGCUGUUAGAGACUAUGAAUCCAUAUAUACAAUUUCUGGAAGCAGCUCACCUUCAGAUAUUUUACCAAUGCUAUACCUUUCUUCAGAAUCACCACCAAAAUAUGAAGAAAAAGCAUCAAUAACAAAUAAUGAAUAUUCACCAUCUUCUUCCUCAUCUUUUUCGUCUAUUUCCUUAGCCACAUCCGACACCAGCUCAUAAAGGACUGACAGUUCACUUAAUUUUUAAUUAAAAUGUACACAGAGAUUUGCAAUUUUUGAAUUUAUUUACAUUUUGUAAUAAAAGCAAUAAUGUUGGCUGUGUCUAAUUUUUCAUCAGGAAGAAUAAACAAUGAACUUGGAUGUCAAGAAAUAUUAGAGAA
This is a messenger RNA of Prinia subflava (tawny-flanked prinia), 1486 nucleotides long. It is a transcript of the gene TMEM171, whose product is annotated as transmembrane protein 171. NCBI's taxonomy places the organism in Eukaryota, Metazoa, Chordata, Aves, Passeriformes, Cisticolidae. Bases 325 to 1326 code for a protein of 333 amino acids. The transcript is spliced from 5 exons. The record is from RefSeq and is a predicted model, not a curated record.